This is a messenger RNA of Cyphellophora attinorum, 384 nucleotides long. RefSeq lists its product as uncharacterized. The transcript has a single exon. Lineage: Eukaryota; Fungi; Ascomycota; Eurotiomycetes; Chaetothyriales; Cyphellophoraceae. Bases 1 to 384 code for a protein of 127 amino acids. The record is from RefSeq and is a predicted model, not a curated record.
AUGGCCGAAACAGCCACGACAUCCACAACCACCACCUCACCGUCACAGAGCCCGCCCGACCUUCCCACCCGCUCACAAAACCUCCUCGCCCUCAACAAGCUCUUCCACGCAAACCGCAACCCAACCUCCCUCUUCGCAAACCCCCAACACGUAACCUUCCCAACAACAACAACCCUCCCCUUCCGCGAAAUCGGCAGAGGCACAUUCGGCGCCGUCUUCGAGCAGCCCGGCAAGCGACACGCCUUCAAAGCCGAGAUCCGUCCCGAUCUCGCCUACGCCGACAAGUUCUGGCAUUUGGAGGACGAAGCGAUCGCGCAUAAAGCCAUCCAGGCGCCUUUGACUCUGUCAAGAGUCUCGGCAUUACGGUCAACGUUCCGAGGAUGA